Messenger RNA from Paramisgurnus dabryanus, 8321 nucleotides. It is a transcript of the gene arhgap32b, whose product is annotated as Rho GTPase activating protein 32b. Gene Ontology annotation, cellular component: actin cytoskeleton; cell cortex; fibrillar center. Gene Ontology annotation, molecular function: protein binding; phosphatidylinositol binding; GTPase activator activity. Gene Ontology annotation, biological process: small GTPase-mediated signal transduction. NCBI's taxonomy places the organism in Eukaryota, Metazoa, Chordata, Actinopteri, Cypriniformes, Cobitidae. The record is from RefSeq and is a predicted model, not a curated record.
AAUUAUUUAUCCAUGUACUAUGUCUAACACGGACUAAUCCCCAAACUCUCGUGUGCACCUCUGCACAGUCACCGCCGCUCACAGGUCUCUUUAUAGGAAUAGUAUUACGUAGUAUCACCGAUCUUUCCUAACUUAACAAGGAAUGCCUCACUUUCUCUAACUACACAAGGGUCUGUUUUUAUUUUAAAUAGUUUGGGAGAACUAUAUGGAGUCUUUUUUCUUUUUUACUUAACACAGUCUCAUGUCUUUACCUUGAUGGUGUACACUUUCUCUCUCCCUCUCUUUCACAAUCUGCUUUUGAAUGCAUGUAAAGCCUGUUUAUCUGUGAUUUGCAUAUGAUGAUAUUACUACUGUAUACUACUGCCAUACUGUAAACAGGUUUUUGUUGCUGUGUCCACGCUUCAUGUGCCUGUGUUUGAAAUAACUUCCAGGUCCCUUUACUGUAUCUGGUCUUGUCCAGUUUAUGGUGCAAUUCUCCUGCUCUUUCAAAUGCAACUCAUUGUGCUUGCCAGACAGUCACAUUGUGUCCACACACUGAUUUACAUGAGCCUGUUCAAGAAAGGCUAUAAAAUAAUCUCAGCUUUGUUUACUGACAACAUAAACUAGUCUCUUUCAUGGUGACUGAGACGCAUUCUUGUGUGCUACCUUAGUGCAUGCUCAAAUACAGAGCUUCUACAAAAUGCCCUAUUAAUCAUUCGCAUCAUUAAGCAGAUGCCCCGAGUUAAUGUUUAACCUCAUAACAUCCUAUCAUUUUUAGUGUGGAGCAGGUGGUAUGACCGCGAUAAAGGUUGCUUGAAUAAUAUUGUAGAUACCAAGGUUUACGACAUGAAUGGGGUGUAUUGUUUGUUAUGAAAAUGUAUCAAAUAUAAUUGUUUCCUGUCUUUCUCUCUACCGGUCUCAUAUGUUACACAGACUAUUUACAUUUACAAGAAAUUUCAUUUAGUUGUGUUCCCAUGUGUUUGGACAUAGCAUGUGCGGUUCCAGAUGUAGCUCCCUUAGCAUUCUCUCACUUCCUUACUUCUUUAUGGGGCGACAAUGUCUUCCUCUCUAUGGAGUAAAGGGCAGCUGCCUCUGUGAAAAAGCCAAGACAGCUGGAAGGAGCUGUGAGAGGAGCUGUAUUAGGAUUACGUUGCAAUAUCUGUCUCUUUGUCCUAAAGGAGACUGUGCACUUCCUGUCUGACCUGUUCUGAAAACAGAGACUUUUAUAUGAAACUGUUUGGAUGGGAAAAUGGUUUCAUUCUGGUUGUUUUAAACCAUCUCUUUUAAGUAAGUCAUAAGUUAUUGUUUUUGAAUUAUGUAAGAUGUGCUACCUGACAUUGUUUUUUUUUUUGUAUUGGUUUGGUUUAAAAUUUAACCCAGUACUGAUGAUUUGCCAGAUCAGUACAGUAUUUGGCCGAAACAAAUUGCUUUUUGAGCUUGUGGGUUUUUAGCGAGCUGUCAUGUUAAAUAUUGCGGAUAUCACUUUGAGCAAGUCCAUUAUUAAUAUUGGUUCAGUGUUACAUUGCACAGUGUAUCUCUAUAAAGUUAGACAGUUUAACCACAAGUCUACUACUUCAGCGUCUCGAUAAGGUUGUCUUUGUUGAUUUAUUUAUGGCUGUACCUUGCCAGGCUGUAGUAAAUCCUGAAUUAAACUUGGCCUUGGCGUGUGCAUAACAGUUUUUCUUUCAGUUGCAAAGCAUGCAUUGUUACACAUCAUCAUCAAGUGGGUUAUUGUGUGUUAGCAUGAAGUCUUGUUAGCUUUGUUUAUACCCACACGCAAAAAAAAUAAAAACUGCAGUAUCUUCUAUAUAUUAACUAUGUAAGUUAGUCAUUAAACAGUAGGUAAAGUUAUUUUUUCUGGUAGCUUGACAUUUGGGCAAAUUGAACACUUCAAAUUGUCUCUCUACAGCUACAGCUCAAAUACACUGAGAGUAAAAAAAGACUACAGGGAUACAAAGUUAAUGUCAUCACAUAAUAGUGAAUCUGCGACAAAUGCAAAGCCUGCAGGGCUAAAACUCUCACGCGCUCUCCCCGGUCACUGCUGUAAGUAGUCCGCGCCGCUGAAAGUUGAUAUUAUGGGCUGGACAACCUCUGAACGGAAAGAGAGGAGAAAAAAAACGACGAGGAAAGAAUGCAUGCUGACUAUUAGCUUUUGCCGGCUGAGGGAAAGGGAGAGAGAGAGGUCCGCGAUCUUUCACCGUUGUGUCGGGUCUAUGCAGUGCUAAUGCAUGUACAGACGUUUUGAAUGACGUGUGUUUGGAGUAGCCGUCGCCUGGUAAAAGUUUAGACAACUUCUAAGUUAAGUCAACGCUUUAUUUCACAGUUGAACAUACGUGUCCAAAAAACACGGAAAACUGAUCACAUUUCUGCGCUCAUUCAUGAAGUCCAGGCCGACCAAGCAGAAGCUGAAGCAGAGAGGUAUCCUCAGGGAGAGGGUGUUUGGGUGUGACCUGGGAGAGCAUCUCCUCAACUCGGGCCAUGAUGUCCCACAGGUACUCAAGAGUUGCACUGAGUUCAUUGAGAAGCAUGGAGUGGUUGAUGGAAUGUACCGUCUCUCUGGGAUCGCAUCCAACAUUCAGAAGCUGCGGCAUGAAUUUGACUCUGAGCAGAUCCCAGAUCUGACAAAAGAUGUUUACAUCCAGGACAUACACUGUGUGGGCUCCCUGUGCAAGCUUUACUUUCGAGAGCUUCCCAACCCACUUCUCACCUACCAGCUGUAUGAGAAAUUCUCGGAGGCCGUGUCAGCAGCCACGGAUGAAGAGAGGCUGAUCAAAAUACAUGAUGUCAUUCAGCAGCUGCCGCCUCCGCAUUACAGGACUCUAGAGUUUCUUAUGAGACAUCUGUCACACUUGGCCACCUUUAGUUACGUAACAAACAUGCACACCAAGAAUUUGGCCAUUGUUUGGGCCCCCAACCUACUGAGGUCAAAGCAAAUAGAAUCAGCUUGCUUCAGUGGAACGACGGCAUUCAUGGAGGUGCGAAUACAAUCUGUUGUGGUAGAGUUUAUCCUUAACCAUGUGGAUGUUCUCUUCAGCCCCAAAUUGAGCUCACUCAUUCGAGAGGGAACAGGACAUAAUUCAUUGUCUCGUCCUAAAUCGUUGCUGGUGCCAUCCCCAUCCACUAAGCUGCUUACACUAGAAGAGGCGCAAGCCCGCACUCAAGCCCAAAUCAACUCACCCAUCACUGCGGACAGCAAGUACAUUGAAGUAGGAGAAGGACCGGCAGCCUUGCAGGGAAAAUUCCACACAGUCAUCGAAUUCCCCACUGAGAGGAAAAGACAGCCCAUAAAAUCGAAAAAGUCUCCAGUUGGCAGUUGGCGGUCGUUUUUUAACCUUGGCAAAUCUUCCUCGAUGUCUAAACGCAAACUACAUCGCAAUCCAAGUGAACCAAAUGAGCUUAAAGCAAUGGCAUUGGCUGGAGGAAGAGGAGACACUGCAACUCUUCGAUCAGCCAAAAGCGAAGAAUCUCUCACUUCUUUACAUAAUGUUGAAGGAGAGUCUAAAAUGUACAGACCGCGCAGACCUCGAUCCAGCAGUGAUGCCCUGUCUGCUUCUUUCAACGGUGACCUGCUAGAUAGCAGACAACACUGUAACUCUUAUGACAACCUGGGUCAAGGGGACAGUGAUGGCGAUGAUGGUCCAAUCUGUGUGCCUGCCCUCAUCUCCCCUCCACGCUCCACCGAUGAUGUGGACCUUAGCCCCCCUGACAUCGGCAUGGCCUCUUUAGACUUUGACCCCAUGUCUUUCCAGUGUAGCCUUCCUCUUGCAGAGACUUCCAUUUUCUCGCUUGACACAGAUGCGGGCAGUCUAAAGCGAAGCCCGGGUAGUGCCAGCGGCUCAGGUCCUAUCUCACCAGUGAGAGCAAAGGUUACGAGUCAGUCUCCAAAACACAGUCCGUCCUUAGGGGAUACUAAUAAACUGCCCUCUGCAUCAGAGAAAAUUGCAGUUCAGUCCAUUGAGGUCAGUGAGAAGUCAACUGCUUUGACACCUUUAAGCAUAACCGAACCAGCUGCCUCCGUGAUACGGAGAGGGCCCGAGAGUUCUGCGCUUCAAGCCUCGUCCCCUUCAUCUCCGCUCGACUCGCCAGCCAAAUUGAGCUCUCUUUUAAGAACCACUGACCUGCCUUUGAGUGAAGCUAUUCAACAAGAGCUUCUCUCUAAAGCUGCUACCUUCGAGAAUAAAGACAUAUCAAACAUUGAAUGUUCACAGCCACCACAGACCACCUGCUUUCAGGAGCAGCCAGGAUCUAUAACUCUGGAUUUGCCAGAGGGCAAUGUCCCUGCCAGCUCUGUGUCCCUGCUCCCUCCCCCUCCUCCACCAAAGAACGCCGCCCGCAUGCUUGCACUAGCUCUAGCUGAAUCUGCCCAGCAGGCCACCAUUCUCUCUCAGAGGCGACCCUCUGGACCCCCAACGCCAGUCUCUCCUAUUAGGCCGCAGGAGUUUUUGGAAACUCUGGACUGGCCACAGCCUCUUUCAUCGCAGUCACAGACAUCCCUGGAAGAAGCUGCAGUAGAGGUGACAAAGACUUCGGCCACCCAAUCCUCACCACCCUCCACGCUAACUACAAAAGUGACCCGCUCGGCCAGCUUGCACCUCAGCACAGCUGAUAGUGUAAAGCCACCCAGCACUUCUUUCAGCAGUCAAGAUGUUGUUUCUAUGGUGACCCCAAGCCAGAGUGAUGUACCUGACAGUCAAGAUCAAGUUUCUCAGAUACAGAAAAGCCCAGAGAGGCAACAGCCUGCUGUGGGCCAAACACCUGUGAGCACGACUAAAACCACUACCGCAGCCAACACACCAACCGUCAACAAGGAAACUUUCAUUCAACAACCCAGCUCUGAGAUCCACAUGGUUGAAAAUGUCCUGCCAACAAAAUCCAUCAAAACACCAGAGCAACCAGUCGCAAUUCUCCAGCCUCAGCCUCAAAUACAGACCCAGCCUCAGUCAACAUUUCGGUCUCAAGUUCAACCUCAGUCACAGGCACAGCCUCAGUCUCAACCCAGAUCACAACCAAACGCUCGAGUUGCACCUACCCCUGCAACGCCUAUUGACCCCAUUGAGAAACCACGGGAAGCCAUAAAGCCUGUCCAUCCGAAAGCAGAUGCUCCUCAACACCAUACUCAUGGAGUGACACCUCCAACGCCUCCUGUUCGCUCUAUUGACAGUAAGCUAGCAAUGGCUGCUCUCUGCAACACUGAGGCAGCAAACCCAGCCAACUUCCAUGCUGUCUUAUCAGACGCACCCACGAGAGGCUCAGUGGAAGAGACCCCUCCACAAUCUCACCCACCUCAUCGCAGGUCUUCCACUCAUCUGUCUGGUUAUGUUUACCACUCAAAAGGAGACACAGCAUUACUGGAGCCAACAGCAGAUGCAUAUUAUCAUCAGCGGUUAACCCCUUCAGGCCAGUCCUCUGUAAAUUACCAUUAUCGGCCAGAAAGCGUUCCGCCUCAUAUUUCUUGCGUGUCAAAAUCAGAGCCGCAGAUUUCUUACAGAGCUCAUGGUGAUGGCCGUUACAAUACCAUCGGACCCAGAUCUUACCACCACUCCAUCAAGUCUCGUGGCCCACAGAGGGGUGAAUACAUUUCGUCAAGCACACUGCACCACACCCACGCCUACAGCCCAGUAGAUGGACCUACUGUGUACCCUACCAUCCGAAGGGUUCACUCCCUACACGUGCCUCCCACUGCUAUUCGCUCCGUGCCAGUUACCAGAACCGAGGUUCCACCAGACGAUGAACUUUAUUACUACCAGCGCCCAGUCUACCAUUGCAAAUCGCACCAACCGUCUUCUCAAGCCGACUAUCACGUGACACAGCUGCAGCCUUAUUUCGAGAACGGAAGAGUUCAGUACCGUUACAGCCCCUACUCUGGCUCUCACACUUUGGAAGCCCCUUACUACGAUGUGGACCAUUACGGUACUAUUCGCUUAAGACACGUCCAUUCGUUCAGCGGUCGGGACACUGCGCCACUGCUUGGCCGGUCUGGAGGGAAGUCUGGAGGCUAUCACUACCUUUCACGGCAUAUCAUUCCUUUAAAGGAGCACAGCUUUGUUAGCAGGGACAUGCCUCCUUACAGUGGCUCAAAGGGGAGUGUUUACUUGGCGUGGGACCCAGAGGAAGCGGAGAGGCUCCGCGUACACUCAAUUCGAAGAGAAAGCCGAGCGAGGCAAAAGGUGAAGGGUUCUGUUAUGUCUCAGUAUGACAAUGUCGGACACUACUUGCCAAUGGAUAUACCAAUGGACACUUUACACUUGCGCAGCAAAUCAGACCCUGGCAAAGCAGUGUUGAUGGCUACUGAGGGAAAGGAGACCAGAUACAACGUAGCUUCUGGGUCUCAGCAUGCUCCCAGGCACUUGUUCUCAGAUCCAGAUGUCCUGAUGUACAUGGAAACGGAGAAACACUGCCAGGGAAAUGGAAUGGGGGACAAAGCCUCCAAACAGGGCAGCACUAGGACCUACUCAUCCAUCCAUUCACAUCAACCACGAAGCAUGCAGCACUUACCAGAUGGCGGCCAUAUUGAUCCUAAAUUUGAACCAGGGGAAAAGCAGUCGAGUAGUAAACAUUGGCAAGAACACCCGGAUAGCAGGAACGCUCCGCCUCGUUACGAAAGAUCAGAUUUAGAUCGCCACAUAUGCAGGGUGAGUGAGGAUGAACAAUCAGCUCCUGUAAAGCCAACACCUCCACCCAAACCCGAAAGAUCUCAUAAUGUCAGAGAGCGGCAGCAUUACAGCCAGUCCAGUCUUCCCCCCCAUUUGCCAGACAGCUCGGAUCACCACAGUGGAUCUUAUAUUCACCAGUCACAGGCGCAAAGACAAAGCACCAUUACGGUACAGUCGCACUACGACAACCUUGAUGACUACCACCCAGUACCUCAGUCCCAAAGUUCACAAGCAAAUCGGGGUGGUUCCAGUUCCUAUCAGAGCCCUGGUUUCUCAACCCCACAUAAUAAUCGGGCAUACUCCACUGCCUUGGGACAGGGCGCCUAUAUUCAAGCUGAGCUUUUGGCGCAGAGGCCCGAGGCAGAAGUUAAUGCUGAAUGAGAAGGCGAUAGGAUGGAUUUUGGAUGUUAUCGAAACUGUCGAAAUUAAAUUUCUGUACAAAUUCAGCAGCCUCUGCAGGACGGUGGACUGCCUUUUGACUCUUUACAGUUUUGCUUUUUUAAUGUACAAAGUAUGCAAGACUUUUUACAGAACUGAAUGUACAAUACUUCAUCAUAUACUGUAGAUACUCUGUGAUAUUGGCACAUGGUACGUGAAUCAUAACCAGAAGAGAUAUGUAUAUCUGGAAAAAACUACUGGUUAUUAAAGGAUCCUUUAGUUCUAUUAUUUUGAAAAGGCCUGGGAUGGGGUACAAUCGGGGUGUAAAGGUUUGCAUUUUAGAAAUGCAUGUAAUCUAUCUUUUACAGAACAGUUCUGUGUACCUUGAUAUACAUUGUGUACUUUCUGGACAUUACAGUAACCAUGGAAAGGAAAAGCUGUUGUAGUCAUCCUCUUCCUAACUUUUCCACACGGUGAACACAAGUAGGUGGUACAAGUAAUCCUUAAUCUUCUGCCUUCAGAAGGUUGGGGGCCCAAAAUGUGCAUUUAUCGUUUGUCCAAACUGUGCCAUUACUAUUGUCUCAUUGGGUUUGAUCAGCAGCAACUGGAUUUGUUUAUUCAUUUGAAAACAUGACAUUGACUGAUAAUAUAUGACUAGUAGUUGGAUACAGUAGGUUGCUCUUUAUUGUUGGAGGGACCAAACAAUAAACGAGAAUUAUGAUGCACAUGUUGAGCGAAUGAAGGUAAAAGUGCCAAUGUGAAGAAGUGACUUAAGAAACAUUUCUCUCCUCAUAUUCAGGAGAAAUGUGGUGUUAUUGACAGUGACAUUUUGAUACAUGUAGUGAUUUAAAAUGUUUCUGACUUAAUGUUAGACCUGCACCUUACUUGCAAAUAUUUAACAAGCUCCAUUAACAAAUUUCUCAUAGAUACCGUUUAUCAUAGACUUCGACUGCGUUCUUCGAUGGGAACCACUUGCUUGUAUACUCCAUACAUUUACUUGUACUGAACAAAUUGUGCUUUUACAGUGUAAACGACAGCACAUAACCCAGAGAAAGAAUCUCUCAGAUGGAGAUACCAAGGUUUUAAUUGUUUAAAUGACUUUUUAUGAUUGGGAAUAGCUGUGUUUCAGUGUGUUCUUUUUGGUUGUUGUUUUGCCAAGUCAUUGCAUGUUACUGUUCUGUCAGACAGUAAUUAAUAUUUCAUAACAAAUGCCAGUUAAUUCGUGUUAAAGUAUUCAAAUGUGAGCCUAAGCUCAAAAUGGCAUAAUUUGUAUGUUUGUGGUUGAUUCCCAAAUAAUAUGUUUUUGUGUUU